Limanda limanda (common dab) is the source of this 3751-nucleotide messenger RNA. RefSeq names its product NACHT, LRR and PYD domains-containing protein 12-like. Lineage: Eukaryota; Metazoa; Chordata; Actinopteri; Pleuronectiformes; Pleuronectidae. Bases 147 to 2855 code for a protein of 902 amino acids. The transcript is spliced from 9 exons. The record is from RefSeq and is a predicted model, not a curated record. Gene Ontology annotation, molecular function: protein binding.
GUUCAGACUUGUUCUAACCACGAGGAGAAGACGUAGGAGACGUAAAGUCUGAGGCCGAACCAGAAGGAAAUAGACCAGACCUUGAAUAUCUAGAAGAGCAGCGUGACCAGCGAACCACAACUGAGCCGCAGCCGGCCCGGUGCAACAUGGGAGCGGACAAUUCAAAGCAAGUUGGACCCUCACACACAGAAGGUCAGGACCACAGACUGAGAGCAGAGUCUCCAGGGUCCAGCUGUCUGUCUCUGAAGAGUGACUGGUCCAAAGGUUAUCCUCCAAACUUCAGUAAUGAACCUGGACCCUCACUCACAGAGGAGAGGAAGAGGAGUCAUGUUUCUGAGGAGGAGCAGUCGUCCUGCUGUGCUUCGUGUCAGGACGUCCUGAAGGAUCCAGUCUCCACCAGCUGUGGACACUGGUUCUGCAGACAGUGCAUCACCUCAUACUGGGACCAGUCUGGUUCUUCAGGAGACUCCUCCUGUCCCCAGUGUGGAAAAAGAUCCAGAACAGGAGCUCGAGAUCGUGGUCUGCAGGAGGUUUUAGAUGAACAUCAGCUCAGUCUGAGCAGGAGAUGUGAACAUGUGACUGAAGGAAGUGAUGCAACAGGAAGUAGAACCCUCCUCAACAGGAUCUACACUGAGCUCUACAUCACAGAGGGACAGAGUGAAGAGGUUAAUACUCAACAUGAGGUGAGGCAGCUUGAGACAGCUUCCAAGAAGAAGAUCCUCCACGACACUCCCAUCAGGUGCCACGACAUCUUUAAAGCCUCCACUGACCAGCAGAGCAGCAUCAGAGUCGUCCUGACCAACGGCGUCGCUGGCGUUGGAAAAACCUUCUUGGUGCAGAAGUUCACUCUGGACUGGGCAGAGGGUUUAGAGAACCAGGAUGUGGGUCUGCUGACUGUGCUUUCGUUCAGGGAGCUGAACCUGGUGAAGGACCAGCAGCACAGUCUCCUCACGCUGCUCCGUGUUUUCCAUCCAGCGUUACAGAAGCUCACGGCAGAGACGCUCGCUGUCUGUAAACCUUUGUUCAUCUUUGACGGCCUGGAUGAAAGCAGACCUUCUCUGGACUUCAACCACAGGGAGCUUGUGUCUGAGGUCACACAGAGGUCAUCAGUCAACGUGCUGCUGACAAACCUCAUCCGGGGGAAUCUGCUUCCCUCGGCUCUCAUCUGGAUAACCUCAAGACCUGCGGCGGCCAAUCAGAUCCCUCCUGCAUGUGUCGACAGGGUCACAGAAGUACGAGGCUUCACUGACGCCCAGAAGGACGAGUACUUCAGGAGGAGAUUCAGUGAUGAAGAGCUGUGCAGCAGAAUCAUCUCACACAUCAAGACGUCCAGGAGCCUCCACAUCAUGUGUCAAAUCCCAGUCUUCUGCUGGAUCAGUGCUACAGUUCUGGAGCACAUGUUGACCACAGAACAGAGAGGAGAGCUGCCCAAGACCCUGACUGACCUGUACUCACACUUCCUGCUGAUCCAGACAAAGAGGAAGAACAAGAAGUACGGUGAGGGACAUGAGACGACUCCACAGCAGCUGACGGAGGCUGACAGGGACGUUCUCCUGAAGCUGGGGAGGCUGGCGCUUAAACAUCUGCUGGAAGGAAACAUCAUGUUCUACCAAGAAGACCUGGAGCAGUGUGGUCUAAAUGUCACAGAGGCCUCGGUGUACUCAGGAGUUUGUACUGAGAUCUUCAGAAGAGAGUGUGUGAUCUUCCAGAAAUCAGUCUACUGCUUUGUUCAUCUGAGCGUUCAGGAGUUCCUGGCUGCAGUCUACAUGUUCUACUGUCACAACGAGAGGAACACAGAAGAAAUCAACAACUUCUUGGGAACAUUUGGGGACACAUACAGUACCUUCUCCCUGAAUGAGCUCCUGAAGAGAACCAUGAAGAAAUCCCUCUCCAGUACAAAUGGUCAUCUGGACCUGUUUGUUCGCUUCCUUCACGGCCUCAGUCUGGAGUCCAACCAGAGAGUCUUAGGAGGCCUGCUGGGUCUGACAGAGAACAAUCCAGAGAUCAUCCAGAGAGUCAUCAAUAACCUGAAGAAGAUGAAGAGUGAUGACAUUUCUCCUGACAGAAGCAUCAAUAUCUUCCACUGUUUGACUGAGAUGAACGACCACUCAGUUCAUCAGCAGAUGAAACAGUUCCUGACGCUAAAGAACAAAUCAAAGGAGAAACUCUCUGAGAUCCACUGCUCAGCUCUGGCCUACAUGCUGCAGAUGUCAGAGGAGGUUCUGGAUGAGUUGGACCUGAAGAAGUUCAACACAUCAGAAAUUGGUUCAUGGAGACUGAUCCCAGCUGUGAGGAACUGCAGGAAGGCUCGACUAGGUGAUUGUCGACUCUCAGUGAUUCACUGUGAAGUUGUGGUCUCAGCUCUGAAGUCAGACCCCUCACAUCUGAGAGAACUGGAUCUGAGUGGAAACAACCUGCAGGAUUCAGGAGUGAAGCUGCUGUGUUCUGGACUGGAGAGUCCAAACUGUCGACUGGAGACUCUGAGGUUGGAGAGCUGCAGACUGUCAGAGAUCAGCUGUUCUUCUCUGGCUUCAGCUCUGAGGUCAAACCCCUCUCAUCUGAGAGAACUGGUUCUGAGCUACAACGACCUGAAGAAUUCAGCAGUGAAGGAGCUGUGUGGUUUUCUACAGAGUCCAACCUGUCGACUGGAGACUCUGAGGUUGAGGAGCUGCAGUCUGACAGAGAUCAGCUGUUCUUCUCUGGCUUCAGCUCUGAGGUCAAACCCCUCUCAUCUGAGAGAACUGGAUCUGAGACACAACAACCUGCAGGACUCAGCAGUGAAGGAGCUGUUUGAUCUACAGCAGAGUUCAACCUGUCGACUGGAGACUCUGAGGUGGGGGUCUGAGUGGAGCUGAGUGUGAAGAGGACAGUGUGUGUGGACGGAGGCUGAGCUGUGUCCUGAGGAUCCAGAGGCUGAAGCAGCAGCUGCUUGUGUGUAGUCUCCAAUCUACACAACCCCUAAUCUGCAUGUGUUUGUGAGAUGAAGCCGGAGCACCUGGAGAAAACACGUGGAGAACAUGCAGAAUCCACACAGGAAGACCCAUCUGAACCGGAUUCAAACCAGCAACCUUCUUGUCCGGAUUGUGUUUAUUCACAUGAAGAAUGUGUUUAUUAUUUUCCACCUUUGUCCCUCACUAUGUCUCUAUGUGUGUAGAACCACAUUCUGUGUAUAUGUUUGUUUAUGAUCUUAAAGUUCCUGGAUUCACGUCACAAAUUGAUUUCGUUCAACACAAAGUUCAACACAUUAAAAUCACUUUGAGUUUAAAAUCAGAGUUUUUUUCUUUGAACCAAAAGAUCAAAACUCUGGACUUAAAAAUGGAACGUUUUUAAUUUCUGCAUCAGGUGCAGAGAGGUGGUGGCUUUUCUACUUUUGACCCACAGGUGGCGCUGCAGUAUAACAGCAGCACAUCCCAGUCAAAGCUUUUAUAUUAAGUCUAUGAGUCAAACACAUGGAUCUUUUCCUCUGUGAGAAACCACAAAAAAAUUAUAUAUAUAGCAUUUUACUAGCACUUAAAUGGCACUUACUUAUAGCACGUUGUACUUUUGCUUUAUUUUUGAAGAAAUUGUACUUUCUUGAUUCUUGCUGUUAAGGGUUUGUAUUCCCGGGGUUGAAUGCACUUAUUGUAAGUCGCUUUGGAUAAAAACGUUAGCUUAAAUGAAAUGUAAUGUAACAAGAUAAAAACGUCUCAGAGAUAAAAGUUCUGUUUCUACUUGUCUCUGCUUUAAUGCUCAAUAAACAUCUUUCCACCGA